AAAACCGAGAGAGAGAAAGAAAGAAAACAAAUAAUGUCGACUAUCACAGUUCCGGCACAUGCUACUUCCAUCACCGAUGAUGUUGAACAGCUUCGUAAAGCCUUCUCAGGAUGGGGAACAAAUGAGGGUUUGAUCAUUUCAAUCUUGUCUCACCGAAACGCUGAACAACGAAAAAAAAUCCGAGAAACUUAUGCUGCAACCUACAAUGAAGAUCUCCUUAAAUCGCUCGAUAAAGAGCUCUCGAAUGACUUUGAGAGGUUGGUUCAUCUUUGGGCUCUCGGUCCAUGUGAUAGCGAUGCGUAUUUGGUGAACGAGGCGACAAAGAGAUGGACUAAAAGUAAUCAAGUUCUUGUGGAGAUUGCUUGUACUAGAUCUGCUCAUGAUCUGCUUCUUGCAAAGCAAGCCUAUCAUGCUACUUACAAGAGAUCCAUGGAAGAGGAUAUUGCAUAUCACACAACUGGCGACUUCCGAAAGCUGCUGUUGCCGAUAGUGGGCACAUACCGUUAUGAGGGGACUGAAGUGAACAUGACUCUUGCCAAAACCGAAGCCAAGUUGCUCAACCAGAAAAUCUGUGACAAAUGUUACAACGAUGAUGAUCUUAUCAGAAUCCUCGCCACGAGAAGCAAAGUACAGAUCAAUGCAACACUCAACCAAUACAAGAAUCAGUUUGGAAAAGAUAUCAACAAGGAUUUGAAAGAAGAUCCAAAGGACGAGUACCUUUCAUUACUGAGAGCGACCAUCAAGUGCUUAACAUACCCUGAGAAGUACUUUGAGAAGGUAAUCAGGCUAUCAAUCAACAAAACAGGAACUGAUGAAGGUGCACUCACACGUGUUGUUGCUACACGAGCUGAGGUUGACAUGAAAACCAUCAAAGAAGAGUAUCAGAGGAGGAACAGUGUCCCUCUAGACAAGGCAAUUGCCAAGGACACUAGAGGAGAUUAUGAAGACAUGCUCUUGUCUCUCAUAGGUUGUGCCGAUGCUUAGAACUGCAAUUUGAAAGCGGUCUGGUGGUCUAUGGUACAUUUUGAUUUGAGUUUUUUUUUUCAGUUUGUGUGAGAAUGUAAUGUGGUGAUAACGUUUUGGAUGUGUUUUCGUGUUUUAUGUGAACUAUCGUGCUAAUAAAGUCGGAUGAUCUUUCCGUUGAGUA
Molecule: messenger RNA, 1147 nt
Organism: Erigeron canadensis
Lineage: Eukaryota; Viridiplantae; Streptophyta; Magnoliopsida; Asterales; Asteraceae
Product: annexin D2-like
Exons: 5
Coding region: 34-984 (316 amino acids)
Cellular component (GO): cytoplasm
Molecular function (GO): calcium ion binding; calcium-dependent phospholipid binding
Source: RefSeq, a predicted model, not a curated record